Molecule: messenger RNA, 4399 nt
Organism: Brachypodium distachyon (stiff brome)
Lineage: Eukaryota; Viridiplantae; Streptophyta; Magnoliopsida; Poales; Poaceae
Product: LRR receptor-like serine/threonine-protein kinase
Exons: 2
Coding region: 577-3969 (1130 amino acids)
Biological process (GO): protein phosphorylation
Molecular function (GO): protein kinase activity; ATP binding; protein binding
Source: RefSeq, a predicted model, not a curated record
CGGAAGGACAGCCGGACAGGGAGUGGCCUGACCCAACCGGUGGCCUUGGAUCCGGAGAUUCUGCAGACACACAUGACACACACCCUCCUCUAUUAGUACCACUUUACAAUGUCAGCGGUCCACAGAUCCUUUGUUUAGUGCUGCUUGCUGCCACCUAAUCCGCCAUUUCCUUGCUUGUUUUGCUGCUGCCCGCGCCAUGGCCAUAUAAAAUUUGCACCCAUGGCGACCUGCGUGACCCCCUCUCUCUCUUCCUCAGUUCCUCUGCCUUUGCUAAGCUAAACCUGGACAACAAGCCACCUAAAAGUGGAGCGUAGCAAGACACAAUGUUGUUAUCUACUACUCCUGCAUAGCCGUCCAACACAAGCUAAGGGACCAAGAUUUGCUUCUCCAUCAUCGUGUUGUGAGUUGCGACACGCCAACAUGUCCUAGCCAGCCGAAUUCUACAGCACCACCUCAUCUCUCCUGAAUCUCUCUCCCACUUUGCUCUUCUUGCACACUGGAGCUGGACACCUACAGCCAGCAGAAGAGAGUGCAGCAGUGUCGAGUGUAGCUCGAUCGAGUGCUCUGCUUGCUGGCAUGAGCGGCGCCGGCGGCAGGCACGCGGCGGCAGCGCCGCGGCUACUGUUUCUUCUUCUCUGCUGCACGGUGUUCACGGGCUGCAUGCGCGGCGCGCAGGCCGUGGACGCGCAGGGCUCGGCGCUCCUGGCAUGGAAGCGCACGCUAACCGGCGCCGGCGCAAGCAGCGCUCUCGCCGACUGGAACCCAUCGGCGGCAUCCCCAUGCCGAUGGACGGGCAUAUCCUGCAAUGCCAACGGCGAGGUGACCUCCCUAACCCUGCAGACCACCAACCUCCUCGGCCCCGUCCCAUCCGACCUCUCCGCCAUGGCCGCCACACUAACCACCCUCAUCCUCUCCGGCGCCAACCUCACCGGCCCAAUCCCUCCAACCCUCUUCCCCUCCCUCCCUUCCCUCUCCACCCUCGACCUCAGCAACAACGCGCUCACGGGCACCAUCCCUGCCACGCUCUGCCGUCCUGGAAGCAAGCUCGAGACGCUCGUCAUCAACUCCAACCGCCUCGAAGGCCCCAUCCCGGACGCCAUCGGCAACCUGACGAGCCUCCGUGACCUCGUCAUCUUCGACAACCAGCUCGACGGCGCCAUCCCGGCUUCCAUCGGCCAGAUGUCCAGCCUCGAGGUGCUCCGCGCCGGCGGCAACAAGAACCUCCAGGGCGCGCUCCCCGCCGAGAUCGGCAACUGCUCCAAGCUCACCAUGCUGGGCCUCGCCGAGACCAGUAUCUCCGGCCCGCUGCCGCCCACCCUCGGCGAGCUCCAGAAUCUCGAGACGCUAGCCAUUUACACGGCGCUGCUGUCCGGCCCGAUCCCGCCGGAGCUCGGCGAGUGUAGCAGCCUCCAGAACAUCUACCUCUACGAGAACUCCCUCUCGGGCUCCAUCCCGCCGCAGCUCGGGAAGCUCGGGAAGCUCAAGAGCUUACUCCUAUGGCAGAACAAUUUGGUCGGCGUCAUCCCGCCAGAGCUGGGCAACUGCACGGCGCUCAACGUGGUCGACCUGUCCAUGAACGGCAUCACGGGGCACAUUCCGGCCACGCUCGGCAACCUGGCGGGGCUUCAGGAGCUCCAGCUGAGCGUGAACAAGGUGUCCGGCCCGAUCCCGCCGGAGCUCGGCAACUGCGGCAACCUCACGGACCUCGAGCUCGACAACAACGCGCUCACGGGCGCCAUCCCCGCGGCCAUCGGCAAGCUCUCCUCCCUCCGGAUGCUCUACCUCUGGGCCAACCAGCUGUCCGGCACCAUCCCCACGGAGAUCGGCGGGCUCGUGGCGCUCGAGUCGCUCGACCUCUCGCAGAACGCGCUCACGGGCGCCAUCCCGGGCUCCGUCUUCUCCAAGCUCCCGAAGCUCUCCAAGCUCCUGCUCAUCGACAAUGCCCUUUCCGGGGAGAUCCCGCCGGAGAUCGGCGACUGCGCGUCGCUGGUGCGCUUCAGGGCCAGCGGCAACCACCUGGCGGGAAAGAUCCCGCCGCAGAUCGGGAAGCUCGCGCGGCUCAGCUUCCUCGACCUCGGCGCCAACCGGCUCUCCGGCGCCGUCCCCGCCGAGAUCGCUGGGUGCCGGAACCUCACCUUCGUCGACCUCCACGGCAACGCCAUUACCGGAGCUCUCCCUCAGGGGAUUUUCAAGUCGAUGCCGUCGCUGCAGUACCUCGAUCUCUCCUACAACGGGAUCACCGGGAAGAUUCCGCCGGAGAUCGGGACGCUCGGCUCGCUCACGAAGCUGGUGCUGGGGGGGAACCGGCUCUCCGGCCCGAUCCCGCCGGAGAUCGGCUCGUGCGCGCGGCUCCAGCUGCUGGACCUCGGCGGGAACUCGCUCUCGGGGGCGAUACCGGGGAGCAUCGGCAGGAUCGCGGGGCUGGAGAUCGGGCUCAACCUCAGCUGCAACCAGCUAACGGGCGCCAUGCCCAAGGAGCUCGCGGGGCUGGCCCGGCUCGGCGUGCUCGACGUGUCCCACAACGCGCUCUCCGGGGACCUCCAGCUGCUGUCGGGGCUCCAGAACCUCGUCGCGCUCAACGUCUCCUUCAACAACUUCUCCGGCCGGGCACCCGAGACAGCCUUCUUCGCCAGGCUGCCCACCAGCGACGUCGAGGGGAACCCGGCGCUGUGUCUCUCCCGGUGCCCGGGCGAUGCCGAUGCCGCUGGUGAGCGCGCACGGUACGCCGCUCGCGUCGCGACCGCCGUGCUGCUCGCCGCUCUCGUGUCGCUGCUCGCCGCCGCCGCGGUGCUGGUGCUCCACCGGCGCCGGAGAAGAGGGUUGGUUCUCGGCGGGGAGGAGGACGGCGGGAAGGACGGCGAGAUGGCGCCGCCGUGGGACGUGACGCUGUACCAGAAGCUGGAGAUCAGCGUGGGCGACGUGGCCCGCAGCCUGACCCCCGCCAACGUGAUCGGGCAAGGGUGGUCCGGCUCCGUGUACCGCGCGAGCAUCCCUUCUACUUCUUCCUCCAACGUGAGCACCGUCAUCGCCGUGAAGAAGUUCCGGUCGUCGCGCGACGAGGCGGCGGCGGCGGUCGCGGAGGCGUUCGCGUGCGAGGUCGGCGUGCUGCCACGCGUCCGCCACCGCAACAUCGUGCGGCUCCUGGGCUGGGCCACCAACAGCCGCCGCGCGCGCCUCCUCUUCUAUGACUACCUCCCCAACGGCACCCUCGGCGGCCUUCUUCACGGCGGCAGCGGCAAUGGUGCCGCCGUGGCCGUGGUGGAGUGGGAGGUGCGGCUGUCGAUCGCCGUGGGCGUGGCCGAGGGCCUCGCCUACCUCCACCACGACUGCGUGCCGCCCAUCCUCCACCGCGACGUGAAAGCCGACAACAUCCUCCUCGGCGACCGCUACGAGGCCUGCCUCGCCGACUUCGGCCUCGCCCGCCCCGCCGCCGACGACGCUGCCCACAGCUCCUCCCCUCCCCCCUUCGCCGGCUCCUACGGCUACAUCGCCCCCGAGUACGGGUGCAUGGGGAAGAUCACGACGAAGAGCGACGUGUACAGCUACGGGGUGGUGCUGCUGGAGGCGAUCACGGGGCGGCGGCCGGCGGGGGAGGCGGCCUUCGGGGAAGGGCGGAGCGUGGUGCAGUGGGUGCGGGAACACCUGCACCGGAAGCGGGACCCGGCCGAGGUGGUGGACCCGCGGCUGCAGGGGCGGCCGGACACGCAGGUGCAGGAGAUGCUGCAGGCGCUCGGGAUCGCGCUGCUCUGCGCCAGCCCGCGCCCCGAGGACAGGCCCACCAUGAAGGACGUCGCCGCGCUGCUCCGCGGCCUCCGCCACGACGACGGCGCCGGCGGGGCAGACGCCAGGAAGACGAGCGCGAGCUGGGCCGAGCAGCCGAGGCGGGCCGUGGAGUGGGCCAAACCCACGCCGCUCCCCCUCCCGGCCCAUUCUAGCUCUUCGGCCUACUCGACCACCGGGAGCGUGUAGCCUUAGGGUAAGAUCCAAACGGAUCCUAAACGUAGCACUGUGGCUGUGGCCCAUGACACGGCGUCGGCGAGCGGCGGUGGAGCUGUCGCCGGCCCCGCCGCCAAGAAGCCUCCAGGAAGGACGCGUCGUGUGGAAAGAUACGAGGCGAGGUGGGGGUCGAACCGCAAGACGCCAACAGCGAAGCAAUAAUUCCUGCUACUCUUUCGUGUAUGUACAUUGCACCAUAGGCCAUAGCCAGCCGCGUGAUGCAGACAAUUCAUCGCAUCUCAUUCUCAUCUGGGUCAUGUAUGAAUGAAUCCAAUGUACGAUGAUCAUGGUGCCGCUCCACAUUCUGAUUGCCGUGCUCUGCUUACAUGUGCCGGCCGGCCCCCGCUCGUGUUGGCUAGCUACCUGGUACAUGGACUGUUUCAGAGCUGUGGGGCUUGUUGAA